Messenger RNA from Mercurialis annua (annual mercury), 1392 nucleotides. RefSeq lists its product as uncharacterized. The transcript has 2 exons. Lineage: Eukaryota; Viridiplantae; Streptophyta; Magnoliopsida; Malpighiales; Euphorbiaceae. The record is from RefSeq and is a predicted model, not a curated record. Bases 58 to 624 code for a protein of 188 amino acids.
AGCGUUGAUCUAGGAAUCAAAACAACACAACAAAAACAAAAACCCUAGUCGACUUCUAUGGCAGGCAAUAAACCAGGAAGCACGACAUCAGGAGCAAAAUGGGACAAUCCCAAUCAUCUGUUGUAUCUUCAUCAUGCAGACCAACCAGGUGCAAUACUAGUGCCACAACUCUUGGUUGAAGACAACUACAACACAUGGAAUAAAUCGAUGACUAUGGCUUUGACAGUCAAAAACAAGAUCAGACUUGUGAAUGGUUCAAUCAAAGAACCAGAUGAUGAAGAAUCGGAGGAACAUCAACAAUGGAAUUGCUGCAACGAUUUGGCCAAGACUUGGCUGCUAGGAUCGAUGUCUAAAGAAAUUGCUAACAGCAUCAUUAAUUUCAAAUAUGCCACACAGAUGUGGCUUGAAUUGCCAGAGAUAUUUUCAAAUGUUAAUGUGGUUCAAUUAUUUAAUAUUGAGAAUGAGAUUCAUGGCUGCGUUCAGGGUAACAUGUCCAUAGGCUCCUAUUUUACAAAGCUGAAGGGCUUGUGGGAUGAGCGUGAUUCACUUUGUACCUUCCCAAGUUGCACAUGUGGAGAACUCAAAGGGUUUACUGUAUAUUUAGAAACACAAAAAACCAUGUAAUUUCUCAUGGGUCUGAAUGAAUCUUAUGCAGGUGUACGUAGCAACACAUUAUUGCUGGAUCCAUUACCCACAGUAAACAAGGCGUAUUCGCUCGUUCUUCGCCAUGAGAAACAAUCAGAGGUUGCAACAGGGAAGAGUCAUGCUCAACCAGAUGCUGCUGUUUUUUCCGUAAGGAACUCAAGUCGCAAUUAUGAAGGAGAAUCAAACUGCUCCAAAUGUAAUAAAACAAAUCACUCAACCAAAAAUUGUCGUGCUCAUCUCAAAUAAGACUUUUGUGGCUGGAAAGGGCAUACAGCUGAAUACUGUCGGAGGAAGAAAGCAAGUGGCGAGGCUAAGUGGCAUUGCACAUGAAUGAAAGGAAGGAGAUGAAUUUCCAUUCACAUCUGAAGAAUUCAAACAGAUAUAAGACAUGCUGAAAACCAAAUCUUCUUUUGCCAAUCAUGUUAGUAAUUAUCCAACUCAUGAUGAGCUCUAAGGACCUACGCUCGGGGAAGAUGAUUGCGACGGGAAUUGAACGAGAGGGUCUCUACUAUCUCGAUCAAACUAAGAAAGGAAGAUGCAAUAAUACUCAAGCUUCCAACCCAACUCUUUGACAUCAACAUCUUGGGCAUCCCUCAAUCAAAGUAUCUAUGUUAUUUAAGUUUUCAAAUGUCCAAAAUAAAACUUGUGAUACCAACAAGUGUUUUGUCUGUCCUUUGGCUAAACAAACAAGACUCCCUUGUUCAUCAAGUUCUAUUACUACUACUUCCAAUUUUGAUUUAAUUCAUG